UCAUACUAUAAAUCCUCUCCUCUUUCUUCACAUAUAAUUACAUAGACUCUCUCUCUCCCCCUCUCUUCCCCCUCUUUCUUUCUGUGCUGAGAAUUGAAGGAGAAACGCAAAACAAGGAUGUGUGGAGGUGCAAUCAUUUCUGAUUUUGUGCCGGUGACCACUCGUGGCCGGAAAUUAACGGCGGAGGAGCUUUGGUCUGAGCUCGACGUCUUUACUGAUCUAUGGGGCUUGGAUUCUAUGAGGAAGGAAGCCCCUAAGCCGGUCGAUGAUUCCAAGGCCUCCCAAACGCCGACUAACCACCCCAACCAUGUAGUGACGAGCGAGAAAGCCGAGAAGCUGAGCCAAGCCGCGGAUAAGCCGGGGAAAACUCGGCGACCUCGGAAGAACAUGUACAGAGGGAUCAGACAGCGGCCAUGGGGAAAAUGGGCAGCCGAGAUCAGGGACCCUCACAAGGGAGUUCGUGUCUGGCUCGGCACCUACAACACCGCCGAGGAAGCCGCACGAGCCUACGAUGAAGCCGCCAAACGCAUCCGCGGCGACAAGGCCAAACUUAACUUCGCCCGACCACCAACACCACCACCUCCGGCCAGGACUGUAACUCAGCCGCCGCCAGCUAAGAAGAGAUGCAUAUCUCCUGAGUUGGCUCGGGCGAGUUUACAGACAACGGGACCACCACCACCGCCGGCGCCAGCGGUGGCACUACAACCAGUUUAUCCUCGAUACCAUCAGGUGAACUUCGGUUAUGGAAACGAGGGUUAUAACCCGAGCGAGAAUGAGCUGAAGGAACAGAUAUGGACCUUGGAAACGCUGCUGGGAUUGGAUAGGGAUGAUCAGGUGCAGGUGAGUGGAAGUGGAGAGUCGUCUGAGUCGGUGGAGUCGUCAAACUCGGGCGACCUGUGGAUGCUUGAUGAUGUGGUGACUCAUCACCAGCAACAUCCCCACCGUCUGGUUUACUAAAUCAAUACCUCCAUGGCUGGCGAAGGGAAGUGAUGAAGCUGGUAGGUAUUGAAAGUUGAAGCAUGCAAUGGUAGUGGGUGUUUUGUUUGUUUGUUUAGGGUUUGAAUUAGGUAGAAAUUUGUAGUGGGUAAUUAUGGUGUUUUAACAGCGGGUAAAUAGGAAAAUAAGCAUGUUGGUGGGUGCUGCAUGCAUCAUCUUCCUUCUCUUGUCUCCUGGUUUGGGUCUGUUUCUAAAUCUUGGACUAUGCCCGGGAUGUCGGUGCAUUGUACCAGAUUUUCUUGCUUUAUUUAUCUCCUCCUUUAA
Molecule: messenger RNA, 1260 nt
Organism: Carica papaya (papaya)
Lineage: Eukaryota; Viridiplantae; Streptophyta; Magnoliopsida; Brassicales; Caricaceae
Gene: EBP
Product: ethylene-responsive element binding protein
Biological process (GO): ethylene-activated signaling pathway; regulation of DNA-templated transcription
Molecular function (GO): DNA-binding transcription factor activity; DNA binding
Source: RefSeq, a predicted model, not a curated record